GAUGUUCACAGAGUUACGAAGAGAUGUUCACAGUUCUAUGUUGUUAUCAGAGGAAAUAACGAUAAGGAUAUUUAAGAAUAAAUGUGCGUGUUAUUGACUGGUUUCUUGCAAACAGCUGAUUUUAGUGUCUGUCUUGUUGAAGUGAUUGAUAUACCGGUGGUCUGUUGGAAAAAGUGAAUUAAACUUUACAUUUAUCUUUCAGUGUUACUUUUAUCAUUUAGUUUUCUUGCAACUGAAGAAAAAUGUAUUCAAUAUUGUAAGAACUUUAAAUUGUUUGAGAUAAUGAAUUUAUUGAUAUCGUCUUUGUGUUAAGUCAAACAAAUUUCAAUGCAUUCAAGUACAAUUUGGGAAAAAGUGACACAAUUCAUAUUUGACAUAAAUUUUUGUUCGUCUAUUUUUGCUAUAGAAUCAAUUUUGUCAAGAAACUUACAUGUGUAUCCCCGUAUGAACAAACUACUCACUGCCUUUUAUUCAAAUAGUCAUAUAAAAGCCACAUUAUAAUUACAAUGGAUAGGAUAUCUGUGAACAGAUUUUCAUUCCGCAGGAAAGGAAGUCAUAAAAAGGAUAAACAAAAACAUGACGGUCAUGAAGACAAAAUUGAUGAAGUACAACAACAAAAGAUAAAAUAUGUUAGUCAAAAAGAAGCACAAGAAAUACAUCAAGAACUAAUCACGGAGUAUGCCUUUAGCAUUGAACAACUUAUGGGACUGUCGGGAUUGAGUUGUGCCGUUGCUAUUGCCAAUUGUUAUCCAGUAGAACAGAUGACAAAGGACAACCAUGCUGUUCUUGUUUGUUGUGGACCAGGACAUAAUGGUGGAGACGGACUUGUUUGUGCCAGACAUCUGAAAAUGUUUGGAUAUAAGCCGACAAUAUUCUAUCCGAAGAGACCAAAUAAUCCUUCGUUUGACAGUCUGUUUAAACAGUGUGAAAGCUUAGACAUGCCUGUUUUAUCAUUUUUCCCGUCUGAACCACAUUUAAUUACAGACUCAUAUAACUUUGUUGUUGAUGCAUUGCUUGGAUUAGGCUUUAAAGGUCCUGUUAGAACAGAAUUUGAAUCUGUUAUGGAGACGUUAAAGAAAAUAGAAGCACCUAUUUGCAGUAUAGAUAUUCCAUCUGGAUGGGAUGUUGAGACAGGUGAUGAAAAUGGAUUGAAACCAGACAUGCUUAUCUCCCUUACCGCUCCUAAAAUGUGUGCGAAGUUAUUCAAAGGCAAGCACCACUAUCUCGGAGGACGUUUUGUACCAAAAACGCUUGAACAGAAAUAUGAGUUAAAUUUACCGGUUUACCCGACUACUAAUUGUGUUGUCGAGAUUAAAAUUGAAAAUGAAGAUACCAAUUGCAAAGAGAAUAAUGAUGGUAAAUGUGAGAAUUAAAGCAAAGACGUUCACAAAAAAUGAGAGAAUAUGGAGAUAUUAGUUUUCAUCGAAAAGCUUUGUUUCACAUACCACUGCUGAACUAAGACCCUAGAUAAUACAUUGUGACAUUCAGGCCUUCAUAUGUUGACUACUUGGUUUAUUUUUUAACUUUGCCUUUCGGAAUGUUAUUCUUUGUUCUAUACCAAUCUUUAUGAUUGAUUUCAAUCAAAGUGCAUCAUCUCUUUUAUAUCUGGAUUCAUUGAACUUUAACCACUACGUAAUUUCUCCUAGUCGAGCUCGGUUUCACGCUGCAAAACGGAAAUUAAUGAUGACGUCAAACAUGUGAAGAUACACAAAUAUACUUUGUUUCGUUACAUCUCUCGAUCUAUAAUGAAUCAAAGAACCUCAUGACCUCGACUUAUAACAAAACCACA
Molecule: messenger RNA, 1789 nt
Organism: Ruditapes philippinarum (Manila clam)
Lineage: Eukaryota; Metazoa; Mollusca; Bivalvia; Venerida; Veneridae
Product: NAD(P)H-hydrate epimerase-like
Exons: 6
Coding region: 507-1373 (288 amino acids)
Cellular component (GO): mitochondrion
Molecular function (GO): NAD(P)HX epimerase activity
Source: RefSeq, a predicted model, not a curated record